Messenger RNA from Xyrauchen texanus (razorback sucker), 2497 nucleotides. RefSeq names its product condensin complex subunit 2-like. Gene Ontology annotation, biological process: mitotic chromosome condensation. Gene Ontology annotation, molecular function: chromatin binding. Lineage: Eukaryota; Metazoa; Chordata; Actinopteri; Cypriniformes; Catostomidae. The transcript has 18 exons. Bases 93 to 2165 code for a protein of 690 amino acids. The record is from RefSeq and is a predicted model, not a curated record. Gene Ontology annotation, cellular component: condensin complex.
UUUCAAAUGGUCGUCUGAAUAGGACAGAGAGAAACAGUUUGGAUCGGUUACCGGAGAUACUAGGUAUAAAUCGUCAGUUUACAGCUGUCGCCAUGAGCGCAUUCAGCACCCCGACAUCCCGUCAACGGCAGUGGUCCUCCCCAGCAGUGGGACACAAAGCGGCUCUUUCGGCCACUAGCACACCACUCUUGGACAAUAUUCAGGGAAACGACGACGCACAGGAGAGAAGACAAAGACGCAGGUCCAAAGUAAUUGACCUUCAUGGUGUGAACGAUUCUUCCAUUAACGAGGCCGGUAGCCACAGUUCUUCAGCCACCCCUGCCGCAGUUCCUAAACUGUCAUCUGCACAGAUAUCUGAACAUUACUCAACCUGCAUCAAGCUCUCCACUGAAAAUAAAAUUACCACAAAGAAUGCAUUUGGCCUGCACCUCAUUGAUUACAUGGCAGACAUUCUCAAGCAGAAAGACUCCGAGCUCAACUUCAAGGUGGCAGCAGGCACCCUGGACGCAAGCACAAAAAUCUAUGCGGUGAGGGUGGAUGCAGUUCACGCUGAUGCUUACAGAGUUCUGGGAGGCUUGGGUUCAGAGACCAAACCAAAAGAGAGUCAAAAUGGUGAUGAGGAAGGAGAACUAGCAGAGGGCAGUCAGGGAGAGCAGGUGGCUGCAAAGCAAACUACUAAGAAAAGACCUCCAAAGAAGACAGUGGAGCAGAACCUCAGUAACAUCAAUCUCUCUGAAUCCGAGAUGAAGUGUGAGGUGGACCCCAUGUUCCAGCGCAUGGCUGCUUCCUUUGAUGAGAACAGUACAGCAGGAGUGUUCCUUUCCGUGCUGCUCAUUGAGGACAGUCACUGUGAGCUGCGCUUUCCUUCACAUAUGACCUUGCUGAAGUCACAGCCUCCUCCUGUACAGAUCUCUCCUCAGCACGUUCCUGCCUCACCAUUUACAGGUCAUCUGAAGACAUUGAAAGACAAGCCAAUCUGUCCAUCCUUAGAGGAUUUCUCUUUCACAAGAUGGACUCCUGAGCAGACCACACAUCUCAACCAGCUGCUUGAGAAGAUGAAGCAGGGAGACCAUGCAUUCGAUGUCAAUGCAGACAUUGAACCAGAUGUUGAUGAUGGUCCAGGCUUUGGGGAUCAUUUUGAUGCAGAUGUGGAUGAAGGCAGGCCAGACUGUGAGGAGUACAAGGAACAAAGGGAAGCUUGUUCAAAGAGCCCUGAGAGAGGACGAGGUGUUAUUCCUAUUGGCAAGGUGGAUAUUGCCACCAUGUGUCUGCAGUUGUCUGAUCAGCCCAGAGAGUACUCGUACUUCAGUCCCAGGACCAUGGCCACCUGGGUCGGACCUGGCUACUGGCUCUUCAAACCUGGACAUAAACAGGAUCACAAACCAGACAAAGAACUCCGGAAGCGGGUACCAAAGAAUCCCCUGGUUAUUGAUUUUAAAGAAGAUAUCCACUUUCAUAAUUACUUUAAGACAACUAGAGCAGCAACUACUAUUAGUAAAUCUGCUCUAAAUAGUACCAAUAAGAAAACCACACUUCCAGCAGACUUCCAUUAUCCACCCAGUAACCUAUCACAACUCAGCCUCAAACCCUCUAACACACUCAAUGCAAAGGGCAAGAAGAGAUUAUCAGGAGAACUGGGUGAGGAAAUAGGAGAGUACGACUACAACAAUGCCAAUGACACAGCCAACUUCUGUCCUGGUUUUCAGGAGGGAGACAGUGAAGAUGCUGAUGGCUUUGCAGGAUCCGAUGACUCUCAGACAGACAGACCAUACCCUUUCUCUCUUGACACAGAUGGCAUCUCUACAUAUGGAGAGGACUUUCUUGUUCCUGAGCCUCACAAGGUUAAUACCAUUGAGAUAAACUAUGCCAAAAUGGCUAAAAAGAUGGACAUGAAGAAGCUGAAGACCACUAUGUGGAGUCUUUUAACAGAAAGUCCAGAAAACCCAGCCAAGGAGGUGGCGAGUGAGGAGACAACAGAAGUACCUAGUGAAAAAUCGUUCAGCCAUUCUGUCAGAAAUCUUGUACAAAGGCUUCCCUCCACAAUGGCUACCAAUCUCUCAGUACCCUUGGCCUUUGUUGCUCUUCUGCACCUGGCCAAUGAGAAAAACUUGGAGCUGCACAAGAUUGACGGCAUGACCGAUAUCAUUAUAAAACAAGGCCACUGAAAACUGAUACAAUCAUUUCUACAAAAAUAUCUUAUUUGUAUUAAAAAAAUAAAUAAAAUAUAUAUAUAUAUAUAUAUUCUCAAUGAGCUGUAAAUUACUUGUGUAAGACCUAACAAUUUUCAAGAUCAUGUUAAAAAUGUUGUACUUAGAUUUUCGGUGUAACUAUAAAAGAUGUUGAAAGCUUGUACCAGGAAAAUACAUAUUUACAAAUAAUAUGAAAAUACACAUUUUUACUGCAGGGUUAUGGUUUUCUUUAGAAAUGACCCUGUUUUGGUAACAUCUUUUAGCAACUGUGGUUGUUUCUCUAUCCUGAAAAAAAGUCAACAUGAAAU